CAAGCCGUGCCAAAACAGGGUUACCGGCCAAGAAGGCACGUGCAUGUUUGCCUGGGACUGUUUCAGCGCGGGCGGCACCCACCUCACAUACUGCACAGAUUCUUUUUACACGGGCAGCUGUUGCAAACUACCGCCCGGGGUCGUCGUUCAGCCACAUGACCAGCCUUCUGAACCGACCAACAGCAUUGACAGUGCGCCGUACGAAGGUGAGGACGACGACUACAAGAAAAAGACGAAGCGGCCUCCUACGAGCACUCCCAAAACCACGUUGCAGAUGUCGUCGAAGACUACGCAACCAGUAACCUAUGCUGUGACGACACCAGGCCCUACACCGGUGCCAGCCACGACGGGGCCUACUCCUUUUGUCAGCCUCUCAACGUUUACACCAGGUCUUAUAACAUGGAGGCCUCACGAGACAACAUUGCCAUUUGUCUCCGAUGAACCGCCCUCAACUGUGCCAAAUGAUUACGGGUCAAGUAUAAGCGUUCGGGAUGCAACUACCUUGCCGACGACGACGACUGAGAAACAAACCGCGCCAGCUGCUGUCACGACCACACAGAUACCAAUUGUGGCGAGCACAUUUCUCGAUCCCGGAGAAACGACUACAGGGCCACCAAAGGAGUCUUCUACUCUGACGGCGACAAAGGUCACAACGGAGCAACCAGUGGAAACAACCAGCGGCGUGACUGAAACAGCUGGAUACGAUACCACAUCGCAGGAUUACACGAAGUCUACGCAAGCGCCUGUGACUUCUACACAGGCACUUGGUACCGACACUACGACAGCACAGACAACUACACAACGGCCAUUCACUUCGACAGUGCAGAGUCACACGUGGAUUGUUAACGAACGAGAAACAACGAUGGCUAUUCCACAGUCCGUACCAACGGAGCAGACUUGGGUAGUUGUGGAUGAGGCCGAUGCCAGUGGCCAGCAAACGACGACUCCGACGCAAGUUGAAGCCACCGGCCAGCCAUCUUCCACUUCAUCGGUGAUGGAUUGGUCCACGGUGACCGACACGGUUACUUCGAUUUCGUGGGUCGAUAUGACCGAGCUAUCUACGACGCAGAAGCCACCACCAGAUGUGGCGGACACGUCGCCGCUACCGUCGAAGCCUCCCCCUGAGAAACCAGUUCUCCCGACCACGACUAACCCAGUAGCAACGACACUGGACUCUACGACAAUCGCUUUAACCACAGAGGCUGAUUUCGUAACAGUCAGAACAGAUCCUUCGGAGGUGCCGUCACUCGAAUUGGUAAGCGCUACAGCAGCAGAUAAUUCAACAAGAGAUGAAAUAAGUACGCAACCUCUCACAAGCACGCAACAGCAGACGUCAACAGCACGGCCGACUACACCCCAACCUAGCAGCACUUCCAGCCCAGAUAUAACCACAACAAUUACCACGCGCCGAAGACCUAUAACCACAACUAUUGCGCUGUCCACACGUCGCACUACGACUACUACCACGAAAGGGACGACCGCGCCGAUCACGACAACGCCUGAAACAACUUUGAAGUACACAACAGAGCAGUCCGUGCCGUCGUAUAGCGUUUCGGAAGAACGAAGGACCACGACUCAAAUGCCUACUACUAGAAGAGCAACAACGCCACCGCCGACUGUCCAGUCGACCGUUCCGAAGGCUACGACCACGACGACUACACCAACGACUACGACGAAAGCGGGGCCAUCGACUCUCUCUCCUGACAAGGACAUCCGCAAAAUAUGCGGCCGGCCACGGUCAGUGGCAAGUGCCAGGAUUGUGGGAGGCGAACAGACGAAAUUUGCUCAAUGGCCCUGGAUGAUAUCACUGCGACAGUUCAAACGAAACAACUUCCUACACAAGUGCGGUGCUGCGCUCCUGAACGAAUAUUGGGCUAUUAGCGCGGCCCACUGUGUUCACAACGUGUCGCCCACUGACAUCCUUCUCCGGCUGGGCGAGUACGACCUGAAGAGUGAGCACGAGCCACUGGCGCACGUGGAGCGACGCGUGCAGAUCGUGGCCACGCACCCGCGCUUCGAUGCCAGCACCUUUGAGUACGACCUGGCCUUGCUGCGUCUCUACGAGCCCGUGCCCUUCCAGGACAACGUGAUACCGGUCUGCGUACCCGACACCAAUGACACGUUCGUUGGUCGCAGUGCCGUUGUCACCGGAUGGGGACGUCUGUACGAAGAUGGACCCCUUCCGAACAUCAUGCAGAAGGUCAGCGUUCCCAUCAUUACCAACAAAGAAUGCGAGAGCAUGUACCGCAAGGCGGGCUUCAUCGAGGAUAUCCCCAACAUCUUUAUUUGUGCCGGUCUCGCCAAAGGAGGCAAGGACUCUUGUGAGGGUGACUCUGGAGGCCCACUGGUGCUCAAAGAUCUGAAGACGGGGCAGUGGUCACUGAUCGGCAUCAUAUCGUGGGGCAUCGGGUGUGCUCUGCCAAAUCAACCCGGAGUGUACACGAGGAUCACGCAUUUCGCCGACUGGAUUCGACAAAUAAUUGUCUUCUGCGACGUGAUGGAAAUCCGAUGGACAGCGCUAAUCAUCACCAGUGGCUGUCUGUGCAUCAGCGGAGCCUUGGUCUCGGCGAACACUGCCAAGUACUACACCUCAGUCACUCCCUGGAAACAAUGGACUAUUGGAAGGAGGCCAUGCGAAGGCGUGCAAGGCGAAACUGGGCUUUGCAUGUUCAACUGGGAAUGCAUCCGCCAGGAAGGCACCAUGCUGUCCGCCUGCAUGGACGGUUUUCUGCUUGGUGCCUGUUGCAAGCUUCCUGACGUAGCGAACGUCACAACUUCUAUGUGGACCGAGCCGAGCGCGUACACGACCCAGGACUUGUCCAAGGUCAGCAGCGUCGUCACAGUCGAUGCCAGCCCACUGCCGUCUCCUUCUGACACGCACCCCGAAGCAUCGCGACUCCCUCCAAGCACGACCACUACGGAGGCACCCACGACAGUCAGCGCGAGACCAACGACGCUGUUGUCGAGACCUAGGCCGACGACUCUGUGGCCCAUGCUCACGCUCCCUUCAACAGUGAAGCGACCGGUGGUCGUGCGUCCAACGCAACAACCACAAGCGACGACUUUGAGCAAUCACCACAAGCCACCGAGCAUCACUGCGCCGGCCAUGACCACCUGGAUGACAACGCGGCCAAACGUACUGUUCACGCCGACUAAACUGGCCUUGCGACCUUCGCCAUUCGUUCCGACAACAAUGUAUGUGCAGCGACCCUCGCUACAUACUGUACUCGCAAGCACGCCCAUAGGGAUGCUAAGCUCUCUCAUAACGAGGCCUUUCCUGCGGCCAGUUACAAUGGCCAUGAAAACGCGCCCGACGGUCGCAACAUUGAAGCCAGUCAAGAAAACUACCGCGGUGAACACUCAGUCCGACGCAGCGACCACACCAAUGCAAGGGGACACAUAUACGACGAGCCAGACACCUUCGCGACCUACGCCAACGAAAAAGUACGUAACUGUCUCAGAAACACCUUUACAAACCGUGACAGCGCAGAAGUACGGUUCCCCUAUCACAACGUCUUCGCUGGCAACGCCGGCGGAAACUCACGCAGCUACCACGGAAUCCUCCGCUUUCCAGACUGCUUCGACACACGAGUACGAGUCCCCUACUGCGAUCAUGCUGCAUUCCACUACACCACAAAAGUAUGGGUACUCAUCAACUCACUAUUCAACAUCUCAGUCCCCGUUUCAAACAAUGCCAUAUACCACAGGGGAAUACACAUAUCAUGCUGUCAGCAGACUUCCGCCAUCAACACUGAAUGACCUUUCGGAUCUCGACGCCGGAGUAAAGACCCAGGGGUAUCCCACAACGCUGGGUAUGCUUAUGCCCAUGGAAAGCGGAAACGUUCACACGACGCAUCAUCCAGGGUUCGUUGAUCUAACAGAGACCACUACGACGCAACCGCCCCCGACAAACGUGAUGGAAUACACGCUUGAUUUUGACGUAGAAAACCGACCAACAGUGACAGAGCACGUUUACGGUGCUACGUCUGGCCAGACGUCAUUCGGAGAGGUCACAGACGUCACCGUUUCUGACGUCGCGUCAGCAGUCGUCUCGACUUCCACGGAAACGUUCUCUACGCCGCGACCGUCCACAACGACCACCAAGAAGCUGAAAACACGCUCUCCAACGACGACGCCCCAAACAAAGGCUCGACCUUCGACGAUAGUGUCCAAACCAAGCCGCACCAAGCCUCGCCCGCCACCAUCCCCAACAACAAUUUCCAAUGACAUACAGCACAUGACUUAUCCUUCUAAGGCCACGCUUUGGCCAUCGACGGUCUUCAAAAUUCCGUUGCGUACAACGCUCGCCGCUAGGCCAUCCACAAACACGCUCUUUGUAGGAACCGCCACUCGGCCAAUGUCAAUUACUCAGGCCCACAUAACGUCAACUACACCUCAGACGACGACCACGCUGCCUAAACGCACAAAGAAGCCAACGACAACGACGACAGCAAUGAGAGAACCGAUACCCGUAAAAACGACAAUGGCGGUGUCAGCCGCGACCAAGCCGAAAAGCACGCCGAAGCCCACGAAGCCAGUCCUACCUAUGCCGGCCCGUCCUGCGAAGCCUACAAAGGGACCGCUGCCCACCAAACCUCCGACAAAGAAGACUACACAGAAGCCUCCUUCCAAGAUGCCGCCGUCCUCGAGCACAUCCACGCGUCCCUCAACAGUGAGCGUGACGACGACUGAGAACUUCGUAAACAGCACGGAUCCGUUGACGUCUACGAGCAGUAAGCAGUGGGACUACCGGAAACACUGCGGAGUCAGGCCGCUACAUCCCCAGGGCCGGAUCGUCGGCGGAAGGAACUCGUUCAUCGGUGAAUGGCCGUGGCAAGUGCUCGUGAAGGAGGCAACAUGGCUCGGCCUGUUCAUAAAAAAUAAGUGUGGCGGCGUGUUGAUCAGCGACAAGUACGCCCUAACUGCGGCCCACUGCCAGCCGGGGUUCCUGUCAUCGCUGCUGGUGAUCCUGGGCGAGCACGACCUGUCCGGGGACAUCGGCCGCUUCAAGCCGGUCUCCAUUCCCGUGCGGCGCAUGAUCGUGCACCGCCGAUACAACCCGGCCACCUUCGAGAACGACCUGGCCCUCCUCGAACUGGAGCGACCGGUCGAGUUCCAGCCGCACAUCGUGCCCAUCUGCCUGCCGGGGAACGAGGACUUCACGGGCAGGACGUCCUACGUCACAGGAUGGGGAAAGCUGUCGCACGGUGGGUCGGUGCCGAACGUGCUGCAGUACGUGCAGGUGCCGAUAUUGAGCAACGAGAAGUGCCAGAAGAUGUUUCUGCUGGCGGGACACAUAAAGUCCAUCAGGGAGAACUUCGUCUGCGCUGGCUACGACGGCGGCAACCGAGACUCCUGCGAGGGUGAUUCGGGUGGUCCGCUGACACUGCUUCGGGACGACGGUCGCUGGGUGUUGGUGGGCACCGUGUCGCACGGGAUUCGUUGCGCCGAGCCCAACAUGCCGGGCGUCUACAUGCGCACCUCAGCGUACCGCGCCUGGAUAGACAGCGUCACCGGACAAAAGUCCUGACAAGUUCGGAUCCUUCG
Rhipicephalus microplus (southern cattle tick) is the source of this 5547-nucleotide messenger RNA. RefSeq lists its product as uncharacterized. The record is from RefSeq and is a predicted model, not a curated record. Lineage: Eukaryota; Metazoa; Arthropoda; Arachnida; Ixodida; Ixodidae. Gene Ontology annotation, biological process: proteolysis. Gene Ontology annotation, molecular function: serine-type endopeptidase activity.